AACGCGUUUCUCGGAACAAACGAUAUUGGCGAAUUGGGCUCUCUGCAACUGCUGCUUACCCCUGGAUCGUGUUCUUCACGAGCUUCCUUGUACUUUUGUUCAGGCUUCUGGUGAGGGCUUUGUCAAUGUUAUAGCGACGUUUAUGUGGGGAAGUCAUGCGCUCAGGUUGAGGGAAUGCCUCUCCGCACUCCCGAAGGGACGAUGCAUAACGAGAUGGUAUAGCAGCAAUGCUGCCGAUGCACCUAUAAGUGAUCAAGAGUUCUUGGGAGAAUUAGACAAGAGUCUUCCGCGUUCAUCAUGGAGGACACAGAAGACAAUCGGCCUUGCAAUAAGCGGUGGCGUGGAUUCUAUGGCCCUGGCCACGCUUUGCUCGAGGUUACGAGGCGAUUCUGCUGCCUUCCCAAAAUGCCACGGGAUCAUCAUUGACCACAAGGCACGCCCCGAGAGCACAGAAGAGGCCCACUGGGUAUCAGACCAAUUGCGGAAUAAACUUCAUAUGAAGACCUCAAUCGUACCGAUUACCUGGCCUGAGGACGUUGAUCCGCACAACUCCAGCCGUUUCGAGACCGUCGCCCGCAUACUUCGCUAUCGAGCUCUCGGACGGGCAUGCAGGGAUUCCAAGACGGAGUCGCUGUUGGUGGCCCACCACUUGGACGACCAAGUGGAGAAUGUCGUGAUAAGGCUCAUUGAUCAGAAGUGGAGGACGGGGCUUCAAGGCAUGAAGGUCAAGGAGUCCAUUCCUGAAUGUAGUGGUCUAUAUGGGGUCCACCAUAGCGGCCGGCCCACACUAUCAUCCCCAGACACGCCGCUUCCAAUCGAGAACGGCGGUAUCAACAUUCUGCGGCCUCUACUUGCAUUCGAGAAGAGCCGACUCAUUGCGACAUGCGAGCAACAUGGUAUUCCAUGGGUCGAAGACAAGACUAACAAGGAUCCGACUCUAACAAACCGCAAUACAAUCCGAUACAUCAUGCAAAAUAACAAGCUCCCGGCUGCAUUAUCGAAAGAUGCGUUGAUCGGUCUUUCAAAGCACAUGCAGGAUCGUGUCGAUUCGCAUCAGGACAUCGCAGAUCGGGUCUUCGACACGACUCCCAUCAAGCUGGACCUUCAGACUGGUUCCGUGAAAGUUCGCUUUCCAAAUGACAGUGCAUUCCUCGGUGGGAAACCCAUCGAAACGGAUGCAGACAAGGCUAUGGCAAGAAACACGGCUUGCCUGUUCCUACUACGCAUAACAGCGCUGAUCAGCCCGAAGGAAAACAACUCGCUCAGUCAGCUCGCGACUGCAGCCGACAACAUCUGGCCAUCUCUGAUAACGGAUCCGGGCGUUGAAGGGAAGAGUGCCUUCACGGUCCAUGGCAUAAGUUUCCGUGUCCACGACGAGCCAUCGUCCACUGACGUCGACACACGACCGUCCGAAGCUCAUGAAGAUGCACAAUGGUUAUUGAUACGCCAGCCCCUUGAAACACAAGAAAUGAAACGGGAGAGUGGGCUACAUAUAGUUGUUCCACCAUCUACACUCAUUCGUAACACGCCGGACAACUGGAAGCUCUUCGACAACCGAUUCUGGAUCACGAUUGAGAACAAGACACAGGACGAUCUGGUUCUCCGGAUGCUGACCCCAGAGGACGUCAAGAAGUACGCACCCAGCCGCCUACUAAAGCAAGAUCACGCGCAGUGGAUUGAGGACCGUUUGAUGAUAUCCGCGCUUAGUCUCGUCAGGCCAGAUACUCUCCGCAAGACCAUACCGGGUAUUUUCCGCCGACAGCGGGGAGAUCUAGGUUCCGACUCGCUGAUCGCCCUUCCCACCCUCGGAGCGCUACUCCGGCCGAGGGAUGGGGUCCACUUCUCGGACAUAUGCAAGUUUUCGCUUCGCUACAAGAAGAUUGAUAUCCGCGACCGCAAACUAUCUGAUGUUGUGGUCGGGGGCAUCGAUGCAACGGACAUACACUUGGAGUUCAAACGCCUGAUGAACAACCGGAAACUGUUCUCAUUCGUUGAACGACUUUUACUCCCAGGACAGGUCGACCAGGUGGUUUUGAUGAUUGGAAUGUCGAAAGCCUGGGAGAACACCGAUUACCAUUUUGGGCUAGGUACAGGAGAUCAUUCGAUGUUUAUUUGGGCGGCCUGAAGGACGAAGGCCAAGGCCAAGAGAGAGCGAAUUAUACAGCAGAGUCGCAGACUGAAGGGAAGGGAAGAGGAGAGCAUGAGGGGGAGAGGAGAAUAUGCAUGCAGACAGCCGAGAAGGUCGACAGCUCCACGGAGCCACGACUGCUGCAGUGGAUGUCCAGAUUAGCAUUUAUGGACCCAUAGUAGUGGGAUAUCAUCCUCGUAGGCGAGGGUACAGCUUAGCCGAGCACAUGAAAGACGUUCAGUUUUUUCUACCGUAAGGACGAAGAGAAGAAUGGCCGGGACUAAAGCCUUGUAUAGGAUGACAAGGGGCAUGUAGGGAGUA
Aaosphaeria arxii CBS 175.79 is the source of this 2449-nucleotide messenger RNA. Its product is annotated as adenine nucleotide alpha hydrolases-like protein. Gene Ontology annotation, molecular function: ATP binding; ligase activity, forming carbon-nitrogen bonds. Gene Ontology annotation, biological process: tRNA processing. The transcript is spliced from 4 exons. The coding region runs from base 143 to 2125 and encodes 660 amino acids. Lineage: Eukaryota; Fungi; Ascomycota; Dothideomycetes; Pleosporales. The record is from RefSeq and is a predicted model, not a curated record.